GGGCUUGUAAAGCCGAAGAAAGAAGAAAGAAAAAAAGUUCAUGGUUGUUAAUAAGGAUUAAUCCGGAAAUCUAACCGUACUGUGCAAAUUGGCUUCGACAAUAAUUUUUAAAUUAAAUGAUUGGCAAAAUAAAUUAAAAACUUUCUUCCUUCAUCAAAAAUUGAUCCUUGAAAUAAUUAAAUAUGUUGUCAAAAAUCAAAAUCCAAUCUCAAUUGAAAACGAUGGGAAUGUGCCUGCGCUAUUGCAGCAACCUUAACAUGAAUAACAAUUUCAGAGUUGUGGAAAAUGAAAAUCACGACGCAACGAGCAAUGAGAGGUUCAAAUAUAAAACGACGACCAAUGAAAAUCAACUCAGUCGCAGCAACAACGUUGAACGAUCAACAUCGUUUGUCGAAAGUAUUCAAGUGAUAUCGCCGAAAGAGUUAGUGAAAAAUUCAUCAGGUAAAAUGAGUGAAUUAGAAAGGGAUCGUCUAGGACAAUGGCCAUUGGAGUCAGAAUCUGAAUUACCUGGACAAGGUUUACAACGCUUGAAAAACGGAAGAUACAAUAAGGGCUUGGCUUUCACUCAUGAAGAACGUCAAACUUUGGGUAUUCACGGUUUGUUACCUUAUGCUGUGAAGAGCGAAGAAGAACAAGUGAAGCAUGCACAUCUUUUAUUGGAAAGAUGCGCUACUGAUUUGGAUCGUUACAUUUAUUUAAUGGGACUUCAAGAUCGAAAUGAACGUCUUUUCUACCGUGUACUUGCAUCAGAUAUCAGCAACAUGAUGCCAUUGGUGUACACUCCAACAGUCGGUCUUGCAUGUCAGAAGUUUUCUUUGAUUUACACCAAUCCAAAGGGACUUUACAUCUCCAUCUACGACAAAGGUCAUGUAUACGAUGUGAUAAAGAACUGGCCUGAACGUGACAAACGUGUUACUGGAGCAGAAUAUGAUGAAUUCGUUGAAGAGUUCAUGCAAGCAGCAGUUCGUCGAUUUGGACAAAAUUGUUUGAUACAAUUUGAAGAUUUUGGAAACUCAAACGCUUUCCGUUUGAUUGAAAAAUAUCGUGAUAAUUAUUGUACCUUCAACGAUGACAUUCAAGGUACAGCAUCUGUUGCUGUUGCAGGUUUAUUUGCAUCACUCCGUGUUACUAAAACACGUUUAUCAGACAAUAAAAUUUUGUUCCAAGGCAGUGGUGAAGCUGCACUUGGAAUUGCUGAAUUAUGUGUAAUGGCAAUGGUCAAAGAAGGUGUUCCUGAAAAAGAUGCACGUGAACGUGUUUGGCUUGUUGAUAGCAAAGGCUUGAUUGUUAAGAACCGACCAAAAGGUGGCAUGAACCACCAUAAAGAGAAGUUUGCACAUGAGCAUCCACCAGUUGACACACUCACUGAAGCUGUUAAGUUAAUUAAGCCAACUGUUCUCAUUGGAGCUCCUGCCAUUGGCGGGGCAUUUACACCUGAAAUUAUUAAAGCAAUGGCAUCAUUUAACGAACGUCCAAUCAUUUUUGCAUUGUCAAAUCCAACAUCCAAAGCUGAAUGUACCGCUGAAGAUGCUUAUAAAUAUAGCGAUGGAAAAGCUGUAUUUGCAUCUGGCUCACCGUUUCCACCUGUCACUUAUAACAACACAACUUUCUAUCCUGGACAGGGUAACAACAGUUACAUCUUCCCUGGUGUUGCACUUGGAGUCAUUGCGGCUGGAGUUAGCACAAUUCCUGAAGACAUUUUCUUAAUCUCUGCCAAAGCUCUCGCAGAACUUGUUACUGACAAUGAUUUGAAGCAAGGAUCACUUUAUCCACCACUCGAGACAAUUCAAAAUUGUUCAGUUGAAAUUGCUGAGAAAGUUGUCGAGUAUGCAUAUGAAAAUGGAUUGGCAACCGUUCGUCCUAAACCCAAGAAGAUUCGUGACUUUAUUAAAGCUCAAAUGUAUGAUGCUAAUUAUAAGUCUGCCAUUCCAGCGGUUUAUCCGCUCAGCAGUAAAAUUCAAAAUGUUUUUUAA
This is a messenger RNA of Clunio marinus, 1973 nucleotides long. The record is from the annotation of a GenBank genome assembly. Lineage: Eukaryota; Metazoa; Arthropoda; Insecta; Diptera; Chironomidae.